GGCAAUCCCAGACCCUGGGCGCUGCACCGCUGCCGCCCGCGCCUGGAGCUUGGCCGCCCCGCUGUCCACGGCUGCUACUGGCUCUGCCGCCGCCACCGCGCGCGGCACCACGAGCACCACCUCCACGUCCUGCCAUUGGUCGAGCCCGCCGCGGCUGGACUCCCAAUCGGGCGACUGGGGCCGG
Prorocentrum cordatum is the source of this 184-nucleotide messenger RNA. Lineage: Eukaryota; Dinophyceae; Prorocentrales; Prorocentraceae. The record is from the annotation of a GenBank genome assembly.